GCACCACGGCCCAGCGGUUGGCUCCCGCCCAUCCUGCAAAACGCAGAAUCCCACGACAGGGACGACUUCCACCCGAUGGACCUGCGGCUACAAAGCCCAACUAGAAGUCGCUGCGGUUCUCGUGCUCGCUCCAACCAAUCUGGUCAGAGCGCGAACCGGGCUUUGUCCACGCCCUCAACUUCGACGCCACUUUCGCUGCCACCCAUCAGCCGCAGCGCCACUCCGCAUUCUCCUUGGACCCCUGCGAGGACCAGGAUGCACAGCUUUGAUCGUGCGGGCUCCGAGACUUCCACAGUCAGCCCCAACUCGCUUUACAUGAGUAUGUUUCCAUCGCCUGCCAACCAAGUUGGCACGCCUGGCAACCUGGGCACACCGCAUCAGGCUGGUACCCCAGCACAUCGAAGCGGGCCAAGUCCACAUCAGUGCGCAAGAAGCCCGGUCACCUGGACCGAAGACUUUGCAGAUAGAUCUUUGCGCACCUUCAUGGUUGGGAAGAGCAAGAACCGGUUUGCGUCAACAGACCCUGGCCUGUGUGUUCUCUUCGUCCUGUACGCAUCGCCUUUGGCAAACUACUUGCCCAUCGAUUUCGAAUCAGAGAUUGACCGCAUUGUGUGCAGCGCGCGGGACUCCGGAAGAUUGCAGACUGGGCAGGUACGCUUAAAUGUUGGCACGGCUUCUUCUUCCUCGCUGACGAAGCUGCUGACUCUGUCGCAUGCACAGAGGAGCGGUCUCAUCAUCCACUUGGCAGCUCACGGUGACGAGGCUGGUGGUCUCAUUCUGGAGAGCACCAAGGGCACAGGAGAAGUCCACAGCUGCAGCCAUGAGAAGCUAAGAAGACUCUUGAAUGUUGGGGGUCGCGGACUUCGUGGCGUGUCCUUGGUAUUUCUCAGCUCCUGCAGCUCCAAGAAGCUUGCGCAGGUUUUCAUCGACUGCGGAUGCCAGCACGUCAUUGCAACAAAUAGGACAGUCCUCGAUGCUACAGCACGGGCCUUUACGGAACGCUUCUACGGUGCCCUCUUCGUGGGGAAGUCGAUAGCAUCAGCUUUUGAGCACACGAAAGAGGCUCUGCUGGCUAGCUCGCACCCGGAGGUGGCCGAUCAGUCGAACGCGUUCCUCUUGCUCACAAACCAUGAGAGACUAGAAGGUGGCGACUGUCCUAGCGCCUUCGCGGGUGGUGAUGGAUCAUGGCAGCUCAUGGAGUAUGCAGACAGGCCUUCUUCUGUCCUUAGCCAGCGCGACACAGACAUCGAGGGCUUCCAGGAGGCGUGCAGCUUCCAGGACAAGCUGACAUUCCUCCCGCCGCAAGUGGAGGACUUCUUUCGACCCCCAGUCAUGCAGCAGGUUCUGAUGCUUCUUCGCAACCGUCGUGCAUGUGCACUGCAUGGUCCGGAGGGCAUCGGGAAGACCGCCCUCAGUGUGGAAUUGGCGCGCUUCGCGGCAAGUCCUGGCAGGCUGUUUUCGAGCAACGUGCUGCACGUGCGUCUGGAUCAGAAGAGCAGAGCUGUCAAAACCGUCAAAGAAUGCGUCGAUUUCUUCAUGGCCAG
This is a messenger RNA of Symbiodinium pilosum, 1544 nucleotides long. Lineage: Eukaryota; Dinophyceae; Suessiales; Symbiodiniaceae. The record is from the annotation of a GenBank genome assembly.